Emiliania huxleyi CCMP1516 is the source of this 1515-nucleotide messenger RNA. RefSeq lists its product as hypothetical. Gene Ontology annotation, biological process: regulation of proteasomal ubiquitin-dependent protein catabolic process; protein K69-linked ufmylation; response to endoplasmic reticulum stress. The coding region runs from base 1 to 1515 and encodes 504 amino acids. Gene Ontology annotation, cellular component: endoplasmic reticulum membrane. Gene Ontology annotation, molecular function: UFM1 ligase activity. Lineage: Eukaryota; Haptophyta; Isochrysidales; Noelaerhabdaceae. The transcript has 11 exons. The record is from RefSeq and is a predicted model, not a curated record.
AUGGACGAGAUUCUCGCGCUGCAGGCCGAGCUGGCGCGCGUGCAGGAGGCGCCGACUGCCUUCAAGCUCUCGGAGCCCAACAUCGUCGAGAUUGUGAGCACGCUCUCGCAGCUGCGGCUGGUCGACGUGCUCUUCACGACCAACGGCAAGGAGUACCUGACGCCGGAGCAGCUGCUGCGCGAGGUGGGGGACGAGAUCCUCUCGCACGGCGGCCGCGUCAACGUCGCCGACCUGCCCGCCCUCCUCAACGUCGACCUCCCUCACAUCGAGCGCGCCGUGACGCAGCUGCUGGCCGCCGGCCGCGACGGCCUGCAGCGCGUGGGCGGGGAGGUGCUGACGGAGUACUACCUCGACAGCCUGGCCGAGGAGAUCGACACCGCGCUCCGCGGCGUCGGCCGGCUCACCCUCGCCGAGGUCGCAGUCGCUCACGCCCUCUCGACCGACUUUGUGACGGAGCAGGCCUUCCGCUGCACUCCAGUGCACUCGACUGCGUUCCGCGGCGGAAGUCUCUUCACCGCCAGCUACGUCGCUCGGCACCUGGCGCGCGCCCUCUUCUACGAGGCGGUGGGAGGCUUGCACGCCGCCGGCCGGCUGGCUGGCACGCUGCAGGCGAAGACCUCCUUUACUCCAGCGGUGCACCGGCUGGCGCAGGCGGCGGCGGCGGCGCAGGAGCGGCUGGCGCACGCAGCGACCACUGCGCAGCUCGCAUGCCGCGCGCUGCCGGCGGCGCUCGAGCGGGCGACGCUCAAGGGUCCGUGCGCCGACUGGCUGACGGCGCUGCUGCAGUGCGAGGCGCUCCACCGCGGCCUCGACGCCGCGCGUGCCGAGGAGCUCGGCGAGGAGGGCGGUGGGUCCGGCGCGGACGCGUUUCUGGAGGCGAUGUGGGCGAUGGACGGCGCGCUCGGCGACCAGAGCCCGCGGCUUGACAAGAAGCGAGAGCGCGCGGCGCUCGACCGCGCGCGCGCGGGAUACCGCGAGCAGCUGGCUGUCGAGACGGCGCCGGCGGCGGUGCUGCACCUCAGCGUGCUGCUCCUCGAGGCGCGUGAGUACGCCUACUACUACUGCUACUAUUCUUAUUUCCGUGGUUGGCGUAGCGGCACGUUAGUCUUCGUAUUCCUCUCAUUAUGGGUGCUCACUGUGUUUCUGCUCUUCGAGGCGGAGCGGCACGUGGAGCUGCACUCGCACCUGCUGGCGGUGCCGGGCCGGCUGGUGCCGUGCCUGCUCGACCACCUCCGGGAGGGGCUGCCGCCGCACGCGCACGCCGCCCUCGCAAAGAUACGUGGGCGGGUCGAGUUCUCGGUUCGGCGCGGCUUCCCGAUGGACUGGUAUCGCGUGAGCACUAUCACGGCGGGCGCGCGGAGGGAGAGCUUCUCCGAGAAAAGCAGGAUGUCGGAGCAGAGCGCCGCGCACCGGGUGGCAGGCGGAGACGCGGGCGCGGAGGACGAGCUGCGCGACGACAUCGAGGCAGUGCGCGCCAUCGGGCUGAGCAAGGGCAAGGGCGAGAACAAGGGCUGA